Poecilia reticulata (guppy) is the source of this 2533-nucleotide messenger RNA. RefSeq names its product CCR4-NOT transcription complex, subunit 7 (gene cnot7). Gene Ontology annotation, cellular component: CCR4-NOT complex. The record is from RefSeq and is a predicted model, not a curated record. Gene Ontology annotation, molecular function: nucleic acid binding; poly(A)-specific ribonuclease activity. Lineage: Eukaryota; Metazoa; Chordata; Actinopteri; Cyprinodontiformes; Poeciliidae.
UACGUGAUGACGUUGUGGAGGCUCAGCUAUGAUGGCAGCCGUAGGUUGACAUCAAAACGAUACAGAAUAUUAAGUAUCUCAAAGUUAGCGGAAAAGCCCCGACACAAUAACACAGAACACAUUAACAUUUUUCAGAUAGCACACGCUUUAACACACACCUGCCCGGUUAGGGGAACGUGGCACUAUGCCCGCAGCCACUGUGGAUCACAGCCAAAGAAUAUGUGAGGUUUGGUCCAACAACCUGGAGGAGGAGCUGAAGAGGAUCCGACAGGUCAUCCGAAAAUACAACUAUAUCGCAAUGGACACGGAGUUUCCGGGCGUUGUCGCCAGACCCAUUGGGGAGUUCAGGAGCAACGCUGACUACCAGUACCAGUUGCUGCGCUGCAACGUGGAUCUGCUGAAGAUAAUACAGCUGGGCCUCACGUUCAUGAACGAGCAGGGAGAAUAUCCUCCAGGAACGUCAACGUGGCAGUUCAACUUUAAGUUCAACCUCACAGAAGAUAUGUAUGCACAGGACUCCAUUGAGCUUCUGACCACUUCAGGGAUUCAGUUCAAGAAGCACGAGGAGGAAGGCAUCGAGACGCUGUACUUCGCAGAGCUGCUGAUGACGUCCGGAGUGGUGCUGUGCGACGGCGUCAAGUGGCUGUCUUUUCACAGCGGCUACGACUUUGGAUACCUGAUCAAGAUCCUGUCUAACGCCAACCUACCUGAGGAGGAGGUGGACUUCUUCGAGAUUCUCCGCUUGUACUUCCCGGUCAUUUAUGAUGUCAAGUACCUCAUGAAGAGCUGCAAGAACCUGAAGGGCGGGCUGCAGGAAGUAGCUGAGCAGCUGGAGCUGGAGAGGAUUGGACCGCAGCACCAGGCCGGCUCGGACUCUCUACUCACCGGCAUGGCGUUCUUCAAAAUGAGAGAGAUGUUCUUCGAGGAUCACAUCGACGAUGCGAAGUACUGCGGCCACCUGUACGGUCUGGGCUCAGGCUCCGCCUACGUGCAGAACGGAACGGGAAACGCCUACGAAGAGGAAGCCAACAAGCAGCAGUCGUGACAUCGCCGGAGUCUCCCACCGUCCCACAGUCCGGCCCGGCUCCGAGGCGGCGAGCCGGUUCCACCACGAUAACGGAGGAACAAAAACACCGACGUACAUUCGCGUUAUUUAGCUGUCUUUUUUUUGUUUGUUUUUUGUCGUAUUCCCAUCGGCCGCGCCUAUCUCAGACGAGCAGAAAAGAAGCGAGCCGCAUGCGCGCGAGUUUGGCCUUUUGUCCCUUGCGAGGCGGCGCCAAGACGACGCUCGGCUCGGUUCGGUUUGAACAUGCCUGAAAAGAUGGGAUUUUAGUUUUCCCUCAAGUGUUCUGCAGACAUGUUUUUUUGCACUUUACGAAAGAAAAAAAAAAGCAAGAAAAGAACAAAAGAAGAAGAAGCUCUAACCCUAAUUUUAUUCGGAAUGCUGAACACGUUUGCGGUGCGUCUCCGUUUCCUCCUCUCCGUUGCCUUCCGUGUUCCUGUUUUUUUGUGUGUUUUUUUACAUCGCGAACAUGUCAACUCUCCCACCGCCGCGAAAGCAGCUUUGGCCUUAACACGCUCGGCCUUAACACUAGCUGCAUUCUUCUCUUUUUAAACCUUUUAAUUUAUUGUGCCGGUUACGUUGACUAGUGACCCUUUUCAACACUAAACAACAAAAAAUAAAAUCCGGACGGAUCGAGACGGAAGUCCUCACCGAGUGUGUGUUCGCCGACACUUGAAUCUUUUGUUCUUGAUUUGUUCACGAGACGAGAAUGUUUGUAUCGACCUGAAUAAGCUCUGAUUUCACUGUGAGAAACGUCUCCUCCUCAUCCAAUCAUUUCUGUCUUUUUUUUUUCUUGUCGUACGAAUAGGAUGUAUCCAGAUGCUUUUCACCAGGAGGAAUGCGUGUCAUUUUGUGCGUUUGCGCGUGUCUGUGUCUGUAAACGCUCCCGCUGACAGACGCACACAUAGUCAGAUGCAUGAGCUCUGUAUAAUCAACCAGUGACACAAGCAGCUUUUCCCAUUAAACAAACCCAGUAGGACAUGCUGACAUCAACCUGAACUACUCUGCUCAAGAGUUCCUUUUUCUUUUAUUGUUUUAACGGAAUAAAAGGGAGGGGAGAAAAAAAAAAGCCCUUUUCUUCGUAGUUAACACCACUCGAGUUGUGGAAUGCCUCCUUCCUGUAACGUCGUCCGGUUUCGGGCGCAGAGCGGACCGCAUGCGUUUCAAAACGUCGGACUCGAAGCGGACUUGUUGAUCGGUUCCCACAUCCCGCUUCUAGGCGUGUUAAGGUCGUAGGUUAGCAGCUUCUUAUUGACCUCUGCCUCCGAACGUGACGUGCGCUUCCUUUCUUUUUUUCUGCAGCUCAUCUCUCACACUGUAAAGAAAAAAAACAACAAUAUGCAACAUAAAGAGAGGAAUGUUUUUAGACGUUUUUUUGUAAAUAAAGGCUUGAAAUUUUUCUACCGGAAAAAGAAAAAAAGUUCUCGGCAGUGAAAUCUUUUGGUCAUCUAAAUAAACCGCUGGAAAGUU